AUGGCCAACUUGAAAAUGUUUUCAGUUCUUCAUAUCAUUCUUUUUGCUCUAUUUACCGAAGUCAUCAGUGCUGCUUCACCCAAGGCCAAGACACUGAACGGAACAUACGUCGGGAAACACAUCUCCAGCUGGAACCAAGAUGCCUUCCUUGGAAUUCCUUACGCUCAGCCACCUAUAGGAGACCUGAGAUUCAAGUGGCCACAGAGCCUGAGUGCUUCCUUUGACGAAGAACGUACAGCAACGGAAUAUGGAGACAGCUGUAUGCAAUACUCUCAGAACUGGACCAUGUCCGAAGACUGUCUUUCGGUAAAUGUUAUCAGACCAGCAGGAAAGCCGAAGAAGCUCCUACCAGUUCUCGUUUGGAUUUAUGGCGGCGGCCUUUAUGCCGGUAGUUCAGCAGAUCCUCAGUAUAACCUCUCUGGUAUAGUGAAAGUCAGUCAAGACAUAAAAGAACCCAUCCUGGCUGUCAGUUUCAACUACAGACUGGGCAUGUGGGGGUUCCUACAGAAUUUCAAUCUUCUCAAAGAAGGGAACGCCAAUGCCGGCCUUUUGGACCAGAGACUAGCUCUUCGCUGGAUUAAGGAGAACAUUGAAGCUUUCGGAGGUGAUCCAGAUCGAGUUGUUGUGUGGGGAGAGAGUGCAGGAGCCCAGUCUAUUGCGUAUCAUAUGUUCAGCUUCGAUGGGGAGGAUGAGAAGUUGUAUCGUGGAGCUAUUCUCGAAAGUGGAGGAAUUACCGGUGCUCAGGUUCAUGAUCUUAGCUACUACACCGUUCCUUUUGAAAAUCUCACAAGGACAGUUGGUUGCUUCAACGCAAAAGAUCAACUGGCGUGUCUUCGCGGACUCGACGAAAAGACCCUUUAUGAAGCACGCCCUUCUUUUGUCUGGAACCCCUUGAUAGACGGCACAUACCUCACAGGAUAUCCAAGCCAACUUAUACGAGAAAAGAAAUUCUCUUCCGUGCCAAGUAUUAUCGGAGCCAAUACUGACGAAGGAUUCUGCGUGGGAGUAGCCAACACGGAACAAGAUCUCUUCUAUGAAGCCUAUAGAUGGAGAAACUAUGCACUCAGCGCGCCGACGAUUCGAAAGUUGCUUGAGCUUUACCCUGACGAUCCUUGCCAUCAGCCACCGUAUCAUAUCACGGAUUGUUCAAGACAAAAGGGCAAUCUUCAAGGCCGAAGAGCAUGUGCUAUCGGCGGAGAUAUCGCCAUGAUAUCUGGACGUCGCAAGCUAGCCGAGCUAUUCACAGAAACUGGCGAUGUUGUGUACAGUUAUCGCUUCGACCAACGAUGGUCCCAGAGAGCGGAAUGGGAUGGCGUCAGACAUUUUGAUAAUGUGGCGUUCAGUUUCCAGAACAUAUCCGGUCUUCUGGGCCCAAGCCCUCAAUACGAUAGUCACGCUGAGCUGGCUAAUAGUAUAGGCCAAGCUUAUGUGAGGUUCGUCAACAAUCUUGAUCCUAAUCCAAAAGGAUCAAAGAAAGGCAGUUUGCCCAAGUGGCCCAAGUAUGAUAUGUCGAAGCCCAAGAACAUGGUUCUUAAUGCUACCAAGAAUUGGGUGGAGGAUGAUACUUGGAGGAAAGAGCAGAUUGAGUUUAUUAACAGCUAUGAGGUUGCGAGAGAGUUGUAUGGUUGA
Fusarium coffeatum is the source of this 1629-nucleotide messenger RNA. RefSeq lists its product as uncharacterized. Lineage: Eukaryota; Fungi; Ascomycota; Sordariomycetes; Hypocreales; Nectriaceae. The record is from RefSeq and is a predicted model, not a curated record. The transcript is spliced from 3 exons. The coding region runs from base 1 to 1629 and encodes 542 amino acids.